GCAAUAUCAAAGUACUAGUAGUCGUAUCGAAAAUUUCUGUUAUCGAUAAGAUAUCCGGCAAUUUCACCAAAACGGCAACCCCGGACCGAACCAUAAAUUGAGUCACUAUCCUCUCUCUCUUUUCUUUCUCUCAUUUCACUUUGUUCAAAGCAAUUGCCUGGAAUCAGCCUGUCCAAUUGACACCACAACCGCCAACAUGGGCUCCAUCACCCCCGAUCUCGACGCCUCCACCAUCAACUUCACCCCUAGCACUUCCCUCCGGCCCGUCCCAGCAAUCGGCUCCCCAGAGGAAAAAUCCCACUCCUACUGCACCGACCACAUGGUGACAGUCCGCUGGACCGUCGAAUCCGGUUGGCAAACACCUGAAGUCCGCCCCUUCGAGAAUCUGAGUAUCCCGCCGACAGCGUCGUGUCUGCACUAUGCCACCGAGUGCUUCGAGGGCAUGAAGGCGUACCGUGGGUACGAUGGGAAGUUGCGUCUCUUCAGGCCCGAUUGUAAUGGGGAGAGACUUGCGAAUAGUGCGGUUAGGACUUCGUUGCCGGGGUUUGCGCCGGGGGAGGUGAAGAAGCUGGUGGGGAGGUUGUUGCAGAUUGAUGGGCCGCGCUGGCUUCCCAAAGACCAACCCGGUCGCUACCUCUACAUCCGCCCCACGGUCAUCGGCAACGGCACGCAGCUCGGCGUCCAAGCCCCCAAAGAAGCCCUCCUCUUCAUCAUCGCCGUCCCCUGGCCCGACAUGUCCUCCAAGCCGUCCGGCCUGAAGCUCCUCGCCUCCACACCGGACACCAUCCGCGCCUGGCCAGGUGGUUUCGGCUACGCGAAACUCGGCGCAAAUUACGGGCCUAGUCUUGCGGCGCAUGGCGUCGCGACGGGGCAGGGAUUUGAUCAGGUGCUUUGGCUGUUUGGGGGGGAGAGGCAGGUUACGGAGGCGGGGGCUAGUAAUUUCUUCAUUGUGUGGGAGGGUAAAGAUGGAAAGAGGGAGUUGGUUACGGCUUCGUUGGAGAGUCAGGUGAUUUUGCCGGGUGUUACAAGACGGAGUGUGCUUGAGCUUGCGAGGGAGCGGUUGGCUUCGCCUUCGGCGACGGGGUUGCCUCCUGUUGAUGUUGUCGAGAGACCGUUUACCAUCGGCGAGGUCGAAGAAGCCUGGAAGGAGGGUAGAAUCAUCGAAGCCUUCGUGUCUGGGACUGCCUACUUCAUUGCCCCCGUGCAAAUCAUCCGCAACGGCGACGUCGACAUGAACAUGCUCGAAGCCGGUGUCGAGCGCGCUGGAUACGCCGCGCAGGUCAAGUCGUGGCUUGGGGCUAUUAUGUUUGGCAAGGAGGAGCAUGAGUGGGGGUAUGUUAUUGAGAAUGAGGAUGGGCAGUAGUGCACAUACAGAGUAAUUGGGUGUACAUAUCGUAUCUGUUUAUAAAGAUGGGACGAUAUUAUGGGUUUAUGGCUUGAAGAUUGUAAAUAUCGAAUGUGUUGAAAUGAUUUUUUUUUUUUUU
This is a messenger RNA of Aspergillus ruber CBS 135680, 1484 nucleotides long. RefSeq names its product branched-chain amino acid aminotransferase, cytosolic. The record is from RefSeq and is a predicted model, not a curated record. Gene Ontology annotation, molecular function: branched-chain-amino-acid:2-oxoglutarate transaminase activity. Gene Ontology annotation, cellular component: mitochondrion. Lineage: Eukaryota; Fungi; Ascomycota; Eurotiomycetes; Eurotiales; Aspergillaceae. Gene Ontology annotation, biological process: L-leucine biosynthetic process; L-valine biosynthetic process. The transcript is spliced from 3 exons. Bases 197 to 1363 code for a protein of 388 amino acids.